CUAUGUCGUGUGGUGUCGUCAGCGGCUCUCGACCCAGUUGUUCCCACAGACCAGGAGGAGGAGGAGGGAAAGUUAAUGUCGGCAGUUAUUCUGAAAGUAACACAUUAAAGACCUUUUUGUGCAAUUUCAUUCCACACCAAUGAGUGAGCAGGAGCCUCUCGUCCAUGAGAUGCAUGCAUCCUCUUGCUAAGGAAGAAGAUAGUGCUGUCCAGUUCCUACAUAUUCGAGAGAAGGUAGACAUCUCUACAACCGAUAUCUCCAACACUCUGCAAUUUACAACUAAACAAUCUAGAUUGUGAAUAGCACUACAUACAGGUUGUUCUAGCAGCAGUGUGAGCCUUCUCCUGCACCAUGUCCCAGGACAAGAGUGGAUACCCUGUUAUGGGUGAGAACAACCCCCUACAUAACAGUGUCUAUGGACCCCCUCAGCCAGGGUUCGGCAUGCCACCUCCCAACUACAGCCAAGCCCCAGGUGGUCCAUACCCACCAGCAGCCGGUUACGGACAGCCGGGCUUCCCCCAGGCAGGCCCAGGUUCCGCCCCUGGUCCUUAUCCUCAGAUGCCUUACCCUCAGAUGCCCUACCCACAGGGACCCUACCCUCAGGGGCCUUACCAGCAAGGAAAUACACAACCAGGCUUUCCCGGUGACCCCAUGGCACCCGCCGGCAGCCCUGGUUACCAUGGUGAUGGGCCUCCAUCUUACUACGACAAUGAGGAAUUCACCAACUCUGGCUUUGAGGACAAGACCAUCCGACAAGCCUUCAUUAGAAAAGUCUUCACGGUUCUCACAGUGCAGCUGCUGGUCACUUCCUCCUUCGUGGCCAUCUUCACCUUUGUCGAUGAGGCCAAGUUUUUUGUGCGACGUAAUCCAUGGACAUACUAUGUGUCCUACGCAGUCUUCUUUGUGUCUCUGAUCGUCCUCAGUUGUUGUGGAGAAUUCCGCCGCAAGCACCCCUGGAACUUGGUUGCACUGUCCAUCCUGACACUGAGCCUCUCCUACAUGGUGGGCAUGAUCGCCAGCUUCUAUGACACUGAGACUGUCAUCAUGGCAGUGGGCAUCACUGCAGUGGUCUGCUUCACGGUCGUGCUCUUCUCACUACAGAGCAAGUAUGACUUCACUUCCUGUCGGGGGGUGCUGUUUGUGUGCCUGAUCGUGCUGUUGCUCUUCUCCAUCCUCUGCAUCUUCAUCCGCCACAGGAUCCUGCACAUCGUCUAUGCCUCAAUGGGGGCUCUGCUCUUCACCUGCUUUUUGGCUGUGGACACUCAGCUUCUCCUGGGCAACAAGAAGCUGGCUCUGAGUCCAGAGGAGUACAUUUUUGCUGCCCUCAACCUCUAUACUGACAUCAUCAACAUUUUCCUCUACAUCCUGGCUAUUGUGGGACGCUCCCGUGAAUGAGGCUGCACCUUAAAGAGAACAGGAGGGAGAUAGAGAAUGCCUCCUUUUAUUGUGAAAUGUUGCUAAUAUGCUCUUUAACUCCUUUUAACCUUUUCUUCACUUUGUUUUCCCAUGAUACUCUUCAUUUCCUCUCCUAUCUCUCUCUCACACACACACUUUUUUUUUUUAAAGCAUUUGUACUGUGGAACAGAUGCAGCCAGUCAUAAAAUCCAGCUGAGAGGGACCCUAUUUAUCUAAUACAAAUCUUCCCAUUAAUAGCAAAACAAUCUUUCUUUUUCUCAAUUUUGACCACUCUGCUUGCUGUAUCUCUCCUCUGCUUCUACUAACACAGAUGGCUACAUUAUGGCUACAUUACCUAUCCCCCAACUUCCGGUGUGGCUCAGCUCAUACAGUGUAAAACAUGUUAUUCUGUGGAUGCAUGGCACUCGGGCUUGCCAUGCUGCAGAUAUUAAACAUUAAAAGAGCGGGGAUGGUAUCCGUAGAGCCUGAUAUUGAUGCAAACCGGCUUUGCCUGAAAAGAAGUUAGUGCUAGAAAUACCCUCCUCUUUCGACCUGUCUGUUUUCCCAAACGUAUCUCUCCCUUUGAGCUCGCUGGUGUAAAGUAACUCUGCAUGUCACAACAAACAACUAAAGGUGUGUUAUGAUUCUUUAGAGCUACCAGAGGAAUACCUCUAGCUUGCUUCUUAAAGCUGUAAAUAGUUAAGUGUAUUAGUGUAUAUGACCCCACCCCCAGAAAGGCAUGCUGGAGUGAUUGAUUUGGAUGUGUUGCUUUUUGGGGGAAAAUAUGCUCAGAUAUCAGAACUUCACUUCACUUACCCAGUCCAGUAACUAAAAUAUUUGAAUGGCAAAAGAAUGAAGAUCAAUGUUGGAUGUAUAUGUCUAACAUGAACAUAAGUCAGUAUUUAUAAACUAAGAUAUAUUCUUAUGGAAUAUAUUUUCAAAAGGAAGAAAAAAUAUGUUUUGCAAAGCUAAGAUGUCUCCUCACCUUCCUUUGUUUCUUUACUGUCCUCACUAAUUUCCUCUCAUUUGGUCCUUAAUGUGAAGUUAAUGUGAAAUUAUGUGCUAUAUUUAUUCUUUUUUCAAAACAACUAAUGUGAACUAAAGUUGAAGCGUUGGAAUUUCUGAGCACUUCUAUACUAAGCCGAUCCAAGUUUCAGAUCUUCUGAAUUUUAACAUAAUCAACAUAAUGUGAAGUAGAUGGACGACGGACUUAUAACUUAUCUAUUUAUUGAGCUUGAUGUAGAUAACAAAGUUGCUUUGAGGUUGCUUUAAGCUGGUGUUGAGGAAAACAAAGUAAGACUUUUGUUUGGAAUUGUAUAAAAUACUUUUUACUUAAGGGGAUUGGGAAACCAUCACCUACUGGUUACGCUCACAAACUAAAGGAAUCAAUUUGCACUGGAAGACAAAAUACUCAUUGCACAUAAACUCACACCAUUUGAAUGAUAUAUUUAACAUGAACAUUUUUUUAUUCUGUAACUUCUGUUUUGAUUUUUCACCGCUUGCAUGACCCUCUCCUUUUACUUGCAUGUGCUGAUAAUGCACACUGUAGAGGAAUUCCUGUUUUGGAGGGACACAGUGUUGUUUGGCAGCCCUGUUAGACUCUUUUUUCUUUCUUUUUUAACUCUUGUGUUUGUAUCUAACUGAUGUGUACGUGUACAUAGAACUCCUUAGAGGUUUGAUGUGUAUAGAUAAAGUAAUUUUGGGGCUUUGUAGGUCUGUUUGCAUUGUAUAUUUGCAUUAAAUCAAAGUGGAACCGCAUUCCUCUACACUGCUGUUCGCUUUUCAUUAAAACUUAUAAAAUGUAAA
Cottoperca gobio is the source of this 3201-nucleotide messenger RNA. RefSeq names its product glutamate receptor, ionotropic, N-methyl D-aspartate-associated protein 1a (glutamate binding) (gene grinaa). Gene Ontology annotation, biological process: negative regulation of apoptotic signaling pathway. Gene Ontology annotation, cellular component: Golgi apparatus; membrane; endoplasmic reticulum. The transcript has 8 exons. The record is from RefSeq and is a predicted model, not a curated record. Bases 352 to 1395 code for a protein of 347 amino acids. Lineage: Eukaryota; Metazoa; Chordata; Actinopteri; Perciformes; Bovichtidae.